AUGGCGCCCAUGAAAUCACCGAAACAAAACCAUAGUAGUAGUAAUUAUGGCGAGGGCAUUGUCCGCCAGGCCAAUAUCCUCGCCAGCUGCUAUGGGCCGAGUGGUAUUCCUGAGGUCCCUUCGACGGGACUUCCAUCGCCGCCAUCAAGCCCCCCCCUCGCGGCACUCACGACGACCAACCAGCUCGCGCUGACCCCCAAGGCGAGGUCAUCAUCCACGCGCGGACACAGCGUUGGUCGUCGUAGCUCGGCUGCUGCUGCUGCUGCUCAUGACAGCAGCGCCUGGCAUCACCGCCGAGGGGGGGCAACACUGCGCAUCAGGGAAGAAUGUGAGAGGUUCUUUUGCGAGACGUUGCGCGCCAUGCUUCUGGGUGAGAGGAACGCGGCGCUGCACGGCUCGGGCCUGGCCAGUGUUUACAACAACAGCAACAACCAUGACAACAUCACCGACAACAACACCAGCUACAUGAGCCACCACGGCCAGCUGACGCCGCCGGACGAGUUCCCCAUCGCGGAUGAAACUGCCAUGGGACGUCGCGGCUUUGGCGCCCGUGGUGGCGUGCUCGGCUGGUUGGAAAUCUGGGACUAUGCCGGCGGCUCAAGCUUCCGCGGCUUCGUCGCCGAGGAUACUAGCCGUGAGACCAAAUCGUUGUUUGUCUUUUUUGAUGCUCACUCCAUCACCCGCGAUCUGAAGCAAGCACUUGUCGCUUUGAUCGAGUUGGCCGAGGGUCCGCUGGCUUGCUCGCAUAUGGUCAUCUGCAUCGAGCGGUCCAUUCCCGAGGAGGAAGGGAAGGGCUUGACCAAGGGACUCCAGUGGGCCGGCUUUUCGCUCACUACCCUGGAUUUCUGGGCUCCUGGCUUGGACGUUUUGAGCAACCGAUGGCUAUUCAUGGGGAUGGAGGUUUAA
Molecule: messenger RNA, 906 nt
Organism: Dichotomopilus funicola
Lineage: Eukaryota; Fungi; Ascomycota; Sordariomycetes; Sordariales; Chaetomiaceae
Product: ornithine decarboxylase antizyme-domain-containing protein
Exons: 3
Coding region: 1-906 (301 amino acids)
Biological process (GO): positive regulation of protein catabolic process
Cellular component (GO): nucleus; cytoplasm
Molecular function (GO): ornithine decarboxylase inhibitor activity
Source: RefSeq, a predicted model, not a curated record